Messenger RNA from Enterobius vermicularis (human pinworm), 1764 nucleotides. NCBI's taxonomy places the organism in Eukaryota, Metazoa, Nematoda, Chromadorea, Rhabditida, Oxyuridae. The record is from the annotation of a GenBank genome assembly.
AUGACGAGAGCGGACUUGACGGUUAAGAAAGGUCAUUCGAUUCCUGAUGUCCGCGUAUUACUUGUUGGCGAACCUGGCGUUGGCAAGACUUCUUUAAUUGUCGCGCUUCUUGAAGACGAAUUCCAUAGUAACGUUCCGUCACGGAUAAAUAAUGUUAUGAUUCCUGCAGAUGUUACUCCGGAAAAUAUUGUAACGUCCAUCCAUGAUUUUUGUGCUAAAGAGCAGAGUAAUGAAGAAUUAAACCAAGAAAUUUUGGAAGCAAAUGUCAUUUGUGUUGUCUAUGCUGUCGAUGAUCAAUCUUCGAUUGACAAGGUGACAACUUAUUGGCUACCUCUGGUACAGAAGCUCACAAGCAAUAACCCUACUUUCUGUCCUGUUAUUCUCGUCGGCAAUAAAGCAGACGAGCCAAGCUCCUCGAACCAGCUAGAAAAGGUUUUACCUAUCAUGAAUGAUUUUGAUGAGAUUGAAACGUGCGUCGAAUGUUCCGCUAGAACUAUGAGGAAUAUAAGUGAAAUAUUUUAUUACGCUCAGAAGGCUGUCCUUUAUCCAACUCGCCAACUUUACAUACCUGAAAGUAGGGAGCUGACAAGGAACUGCAAGAAAGCUUUGAUAAGAAUAUUUAAGUUGUGUGACUUUGACAAUGAUGGGUUGUUGAACGACAGUGAGCUGAACCAGUUUCAAGUUUUAGUAUUUGGUUUACCAAUGAAUCCGGCAGCUAUAGCUGAUGUGAAAACAGCAAUCAGUUCCCGUUGCGAUAAUGGAAUUAUUGAAGAUUCUGUCACACUAAGCGGAUUUAUAUAUCUUCACCAACUUUUUAUACAUUUGGGUAGACACGAGACGACGUGGAAAGUGUUGCGACGUUUUGGAUACAAUGACAAUUUGCAGCUAGCUCCCGAGUAUACCAGCCCUCCGUUUGUUGUUCCCAAGGGUUCCACUACAGAAUUAACUUAUGAAGGAUUACAGUUUGUUACAGCUUUGUUCGAGAAAUAUGACGAGGAUGCGGACGGCUGUUUGUCUCCGACAGAACUACAGAAUUUAUUCAGUGUUUGUCCGAAUAGUCCAUGGAACAAAGAAGCUAGCUACUCUGUUGAAACUAAUAACAAAGGUUGGAUGACGUACAAUGGGUAUAUAUGCUACUGGAUAAUGAAAACUUUUUUGGAUGUUGCUUAUUCAUUAGAAUUCCUGGCUUACCUUGGCUUCCAUAUGCGUCAUGAGGAUCAGCUUGAUGCAGUAAAAGUGACGCGUGAUAAGCGAGUUGAUUAUGCAGAGAAGUUUACUGCUAGAAGUGUAUUCCAAUGUCAUGUUGUAGGGCCCAAAAAUGCAGGGAAGACUGCUUUCAUCCAGUCAUUUAUCGGCCGGACGUUAGCUAAUGUGGCUACUAUCAACAAGAAACUUCUGAAUUCGUAUGUAAUUAACAGUACAAAAGUCAAGGAUGAAACAAAAUAUUUGUUGAAGUAUUUUUAUCGAACUAAGGUGCCUUGUGUAGUGAUUGCUACAAAAGUCGAGUGCUUUCAACCAGAACAAAACUAUGAACAACAGCCUGAUGACUUUUGUCAGGCACAUGGACUUCCGCAGCCGAUACGUUUUCGGAUGGAAGACAUUGGAAGAAGCGACAGUUUUGUUUAUUCCCAGCUAGCGACAAUGGCUGCUUAUCCGCACUUGAAACGGGUUUAUUUCCUUCAUGAUGCCGGUUUGAUGGCAAAAAUUACUUUUGGUGCAGCACUUGCGGCUUUGGCUGGGUUUUUGCUGUAUAAGAAUAUUUAA